AUGGCACAACUUAUGUCUUAUCUAAGUACAAUUAAUAAUGAGCUUAAAUUAAAAGUACAAGAAUUACGUUUCUAUGAAACUAUUUUUAUGCAAAGUAUUCAUAUUGUCAAAUCUCUUACAAAUAAUACACCGACAUCUGAUGUUAAUAAAUUAGAUGAAACAACAUGUAUAUUGAGUAUUCCUUGUGAUGCAUUUAUACAAACAUUUGUUGAAUGUGUUAAAUUAGCAACUGAUAAUUCAAAUGAAUCAUCUCUUCUUUUAUCUGCAAAUUCAAAUAAUACAUCACAAAUCAACAAACGAAUUUUAUUCAAUAAAGUAUUGUUACUUGUUUAA
This is a messenger RNA of Rotaria sp. Silwood1, 333 nucleotides long. The record is from the annotation of a GenBank genome assembly. Lineage: Eukaryota; Metazoa; Rotifera; Eurotatoria; Philodinida; Philodinidae.